Pseudophryne corroboree (corroboree frog) is the source of this 1576-nucleotide messenger RNA. It is a transcript of the gene CENPL, whose product is annotated as centromere protein L. Bases 248 to 1282 code for a protein of 344 amino acids. The record is from RefSeq and is a predicted model, not a curated record. The transcript has 5 exons. Lineage: Eukaryota; Metazoa; Chordata; Amphibia; Anura; Myobatrachidae.
AUGACGUUUAAUGGGCGUGUGUCUUUGCGCUGCACGUCUCGUUUCAGUCUGGGCUGGGUUCACUUCCGGGAGGUUGGAUGGAAUUUGAAAAGCAAAACCGCCAAAAUGGAGGCAGCUGCUGCACUGCUGCAGUAGUGGCGGCGGCUGAGGAGGAGGAGUAGGGAGCGGAGGGGACCUGUGCUGGCAUCGAUGCUUCCACCGUGCCCGGGGUAUCCGGCUCCGGGCUGCGCUCUGCUGCAUUGCUGCUAUGCAAACACCUAGUGAUGGGGGCUCAACCCCCAGGAGUAGGUCAUCAAGAGCCAGUGUUCAUCAAAGCUCUAAGUAUCCUCAUGGAAGCAUAACUUCUGCUCGUAGACGGUCAUCAUUACGCUGCCCGUCCAAGCGGAAGAUCCUGCGCAGCACUCCCUUGGUGGAGACUCUUGACCCAUCGAAGGCUGCUUUGCUGCUCCAGAAACAAUGGAACCUGUACAGCGUGACACCGAUGUGUAAAUUCUCAUACUCCAGACUGAGAGACUAUUCUAAACAUCUGUCUGCCCACAUAGUCGCUGAGAAGCAGAAGGGCUUUGCCGUUGAGGUAGGCUCAGAGAUGAGCCUAAAGGCCAUGUUUUCCUCUUUACCUGGACUUAAAGGGAAAGACAGCGAUCCACUCGCAAUUCUUAUUCAGAUUUCAUCCAAACCCCAAUUCGCCAAGGUGGGUGCAGAAGACCGGAUUGUGUGGACCGGGUGGUUCUGUGGGACAUACACAGAUGACGAAAUAUUGGAAGUGUUGCCAGAGACUUUCACUUGUUUACCACUGUUUCUUAUUAACGGGGCAGAGACACUGACCGCCAUUGUAGGUACCUGGUUCCAAAGGAGCUUUGACUGUUGUUUCGGUAAACUGACUAUAAAUUCUCGGGAGCUUACGUGGCUGACCGCCAUAUGGACUGGUUACGAAGUACACGGGCAUGUGCGCUCUACAGAGCUUGUUUUUUCUGUGCCAGUUGAGCCGCACAUGGACAUUUCUUACACAAUCCAUCCAGAGGAUUUCAAGACUUUGUGGAAUAAUAUUCACAAAUCUGUGGAUGAGGUAACGGUGAAGGAGAUAGAUGAUUUAUUUCAGUGUCUAUGUUCACAUUUCUUCAGACACUUUAAAAUCUACUUAUCGGCAGCACAGUUUGUGAAGGUGACCACAGCCGUAGCUGCAGCACACUGUGAUGGCAAAGUAAAGUUCUUCAGCAAAGACUACCUGAUACGGGUGCUUGGAUUUCUCACAGAACUGGCAAUGAACAAUAUCCAGUAUUAGACACUGCACAUAGACUGCCAUCAGAGACUUUGUGGGAGCGUUUUGUCUUUCCACAUAUUCAGAAACCUCUACCUUGGAUUGUACAGAUGUUACACCCGCCAUUCACACACUUGUCAUGUUAUUACAGUCCCGCGUGAUACCAGUCUUGUGCUCUACAGCGUUUCCUUGUGCUCCAUUGUUUUAAUGUCCGCUGGAUGAAUUGGCACUUUUGUUAUGUGUUUUUUAAAUGAUAGUGUUGUCUGCUAAAAUGUCCUAUUUUUAAAAUAAAGCUUUUCCCCGAAUGCGGCCAGCGAA